Molecule: messenger RNA, 2399 nt
Organism: Oryza sativa Japonica Group (Japanese rice)
Lineage: Eukaryota; Viridiplantae; Streptophyta; Magnoliopsida; Poales; Poaceae
Source: RefSeq, a predicted model, not a curated record
CCUAAACCCAAAUUCCAUAGUCCAUAUCGCCAAUUUCAUCCAUGUUUGUGAAGCCUUCUUGGGAAUUAAACCCCACUUCGCUCUGUUCCGCCGAAUCUUUUUUCUCAAGCCCCAACCGAACAAGAAUAAGCCAUGUGUAGUCGGAGGGGCAGGAUUUCAGUUGAGGGGAACCCUGAGCCAGAAGUACUUCUCUAUGCCUUUCAAGACCUCAAACAAAGGGUGGCAUGCGAACUGGUUUUAUGUUCAGAAUCCUGAGCCUGCUCUUCCCGAGUACUCUUGUCUUCCCCCAGUAUACCAAGAUACCUGGAACUCUCUUCCCAUGGGAGAUGAAGCUGCCCAAGCCUUAGAACUGAUGGAACGCAUGCUGAAGCUCAAAGAGCAAGGCUUACAGGGAGAGCAAAUCACUCGGCAUUUCAUUAAGUGUCGAUUAGCUCCAAUCAAAGAGAGAUCCCGCACAGCAUUCGAGUUUGACGGCAAGCAUGAUCCAAACCGUGAAGACCCAGACUCUCUGGACUUUAAAAUCAUGAAGGAGAGAAUGUAUAAAAUCUUCUCAAAUGCUAUUGUCGUCAGCUACUCACAUCAGCUGCCAGUUGUACCAUAUAAUGCAUUCAAUCCGCCUCCACAGGUAUGUAUCUGAAACCUUUAACUCAUGACCAAAAUAUAAUUUUAUCUUCAUGUUGAGUGAGCUAACCGUGGAAGCAUCUCAUUUAGGAGUACGUAUUGAUGAAAUCUGAUCCCCCAAUUGCUCAACGCCGAUCUCCUCGCCAGCACACCGUUCAGGGAAGUGGAGGGCCGACAAUCAGGUCAGACCCGCAACCUCAAACCUCCAAACCGGCUGGGCAGACAGGUUCUCGCAAGAGAAAGCUGGUGCUUAAUGACGACGAAGGCGAUGACAGCAACAAAUCUGGGGACAAGGGCACGCCCAAUAAACUCCCAAAGCAUACCAUGCCCAGGAAAAAACUGGCUGGCCGUCAAAUGCCAAAGAUUAGAACAUCUUCCAGGAAACCGUCUGAUAUAGAUCCAACUAGAAAAAAUCCUGAUCCGACUGCCACAGAGUCAAAUUUAUCCAAAGAUGCUGAUCCGACUGCCGAAAACCAGUCGACUGCCGAAAGUCAGCCGACUGGCGCCCAUGCUUCGGAUGACAAGGCCAAUCCGAGUGACCAGCCGCCGACUGGAAACCAGUCGGCAGCUACUGAAACUGCAACAACCCAAGAGCCCCCGACUGGAAACCAGUCGGAUGUGGGUCUAAAUCAAGAGAUUCCUGAAGCUGAAGCACAGGCGACAACUUCUCAAGGACCAAAAGCUGGUAAUGACUCGGUGAUUGGGUCUCCGGAUAAAGAGCAAAGAUCACCUCACGCUCAGCUAGGCACAUCCUCAGGUCCAUUAGGUGGCGACGAAGAAGAAAUUCUCCGCAUAAAGGCAGCUGAUGACUCUCGUCCUCCUAUCUUACUCAAGUGGUGGGACGAGAACUCUCAAGUUUCCGGCAUUGUCAUAAAUCGCCAAAAAGAAGAUGAGGAAGUGUGCCAGCUGAAGAAAGUACUUGGAGAAGCUACUCGCAUUGUGAAUAGAAUCCAUCUUCGCAAUGAGGCCAAGACUACAACCUUAGAAAAGCUGGUUCCACAUUUGGGAACUCUUGAAGCCGUUAGGGAACAGCUACAUGAGGCCAAGGAGCACGCAAAAAAGACGGAGAAAGAAUUAAGGGAGCGAAUUGCUCAGCUCCAGGAUUCAAACUUCGAGCUGAGUGGUUCAUCAAAAGCGCAAGCCACCAGAAUGGCUCAGAUGGAGAAACAAAUUGAAGCCUUGAAAAGAGACAAGGUAGAACUGGCUGCGGAAAGGGACUCAGCCUUGAAGGAGGUUGAAGACCGUAAAAUCAAAUCUCAAGCUCAGUUUGAUGUCCUGGUUGGUAAGAUCAAGAAGCUUGAAGGAGCAAGAGACGAAGUCGCCAAUGUCGCUACACCACUCGUCCAAGCUAUGUUCCUUAAUAACAGUGGUCCGAGUGCACUUGACGCAACCGAAAUCUUUGACAAGCUGAGAGUUGCACCGGAUGUAUAUUUCAAGAAUAUCAAGAAAGCUGGAAGUAUGGGAGCUAGUAUGGCAUUGGCGAUGACCAAAUCCUUGUACCCGAGGAUUGAAAUUGAUACCAUUGAUGGCUUUGCAGACGGGACAAGUGAAGAAGCUGCUCUUGAUCUUAUCAGUAAUGCUCAAAGUGCGGCUGACAAGAUUGCAAGUGAUGUUGUAGAGCAAUUCCGCAACAACGACCUUCAGCCGAGCAAUAAUAACUCUGAUGAUGAAAGGACUGAUUCUGACUGAGUGUAAAUGUAGCAAAUGGAGGCUUAAUUUGUACAAUACUGGUGUAUUUAUGCUGUGCUUGAUAGUUCUAACCAAGUCUUUGAUUUCUU